GAGUUGUCUUUAGCAGUCCGAUAUUUGCUUCUUUUCCCGAUUGAGCUGUGCCUCAAUAGACCCUCUUUUGCACCCUGUGAAAGGUUACACAAUUGUAACUGGACUCUUAAAAUGGGUCGACGUUUCCUCUAACCGAGUUUGGGAGGCACAGAACGAAGUGAGGAACUUAGCGGAACCAACGCGUAGCGGGCUUACAAGUUGACCGAGAACCUCGCUUUGUGACGCCGAAGCUAAGUUAAUACACGUUUAAGGAGCAGCACUCAGUGUAAUAGGGCUUAUAUCUUAGAAACAUGACGUCCGCGUACCGCAAAGUUACAUACUCGCGGUCCUCGAUGUGAGCUUUGUGAAAAUUACGAAAGGUGUCCUGCGGAGUCUGACGUUAUCGCCGAACCACCUGACAUUACAUGCCUCCUCUUUUUUUUUUUCAUUGUCUGUGUGGUUGCUGAUAAGGCGGGUUUGAACGAACGAAACGCGCCCGUGACCCUUCGCGAAUACGUUUCUCCGAAAUUUUCACGUCGUUCUGAUUGGUUUUAUUGCGAUAAUGUCGCCGAGAACCAUGUUCAAACUCUUGGUCCUCUUCGUUGUGCUGGGGCACGUUUCACUAGUGGAUAGGAGCAACUUCAAGACGUGCAACGACAGCGGCUUUUGCAAACGUAACCGCAACAUGAAGCCGGGCGAGAGUCCAUACCAGGUGCAGCUGUCGACGAUCAAGGUGCUCGGCGGUCGCGUGGAGGCGGACGUGGUCAACUCCCGCAACGGGGUGGUGCUCCGGCUGCAGCUGAUCGCGCUGGAGGAGGGCGUGCUGCGCAUGCGACUGGACGAGCCCAAUGCCCAGGUGGCGAGGUUUGAGCCCAAAGAAGCCCUCGCGGACAACAUCCGGGAGGACAGCAUCAAGCUCACGGGUCAGGAUGCGCAGUCAUUCAGCGUGGCAUUCGGUGGCGGCAACCGUGCGGUCGUGCAUGCCAGUCCGUUCUCCGUGGAGGUGUACUCUGGGGACCAGCUGGUCAUUGUCGCCAAUGCCCGUGGACUGAUGCGCUUCGAGCACCACCGGACCCGGGAUGCCCCCAAGGAGAACCAGGCUCCAGAAGCUGACGCACCUGAAAACGAGGUGGAGGAGGCAGCAAAGGCGGUCGAGGAGGACAACAUGGAUGGCGCCUGGGAGGAGACCUUCAAGGGCCACAAGGACAGCAAAAAGAACGGGCCCAUGUCCGUGGGAAUGGACUUCACCUUUGAGGGAUUCGACCACGUGUACGGACUUCCGGAGCAUGCGGACUCCUUCGCCCUCAAGUCCACCGUGGGUUCCACGGACCCGUUCCGGCUCUACAACCUGGACGUGUUCGAGUACGAGGUGGACAGCAACAUGGCGCUUUACGGGGCCGUGCCCUACAUGGUGGCGCACAGCGAGACCAGGACGGUUGGACUGUUGUGGCUGAAUGCUGCCGAAACCUGGGUGGACAUUGAGCCCAACUCAAAGCAGGGCGUGCUGUCGUCGGUGGUGGACUUCGUGAAGCGGAGCCCUCCCCCCAACCACCGGGAGACCCAUUGGUUCUCGGAGAACGGCCUCAUCGACGUCUUCUUCCUGCUGGGCCCUGGCCCUGGGGAGGUGGCCCGGCAGUACCGCUACCUCACGGGCGCCACGCCGCUACCCCCCCUGUUUGCGCUGGCCUACCACCAGAGCCGGUGGAACUACAACGACCAGGAUGACGUGCGUAGCGUGGACCUGGGCUUCGACGAGCGCAACCUGCCCUACGACGUGAUCUGGCUGGACAUCGAGCACACCGACGGCAAGAAGUACUUCACCUGGGACCCCUUCAAGUUCUCUCAGCCGGAGGCCAUGAUCCGCAACCUAACGGCCAAGGGCCGUCGGAUGGUGACCAUCAUCGACCCCCACAUCAAGCGGGAGUCCGGCUACCACAUCCACUCGGAGGCCACGGACAAGGGCUUCUAUGUGAAGAACAAGGACGGCAACGACUUCGAAGGCUGGUGCUGGCCCGGCUCCUCCUCCUACCUCGACUUCCUGAAUCCCGAGGUGCGGCACUGGUGGGCGGGCAAGUUUGCCCUGGACCAGUACAAGGGCUCGACGGAGCACCUGUUCACCUGGAACGACAUGAACGAGCCGUCUGUGUUCAAUGGGCCCGAGGUGACCAUGCAUAAGGACUGCCUGCACACAGGCGGCUGGGAGCACCGGGACGUCCACAACAUGUACGGCAUGUUCCUGCCCAUGUCAACCUACAUGGGCCACCUGAUGCGUUCGGACAACAAGCUGCGACCCUUUGUCCUCUCGAGGUCUUUCUUCAUUGGCUCCCAGCGUUACGGUGCCGUGUGGACGGGCGACAAUGAAGCGGACUGGAAUCACCUUCGCAUCUCGGUGCCCAUGAUCCUCUCCCUGAGCAUGGCUGGCAUCACCUUCUCCGGCGCGGACGUUGGUGGAUUCUUCAAGAACCCGGAUGCAGAGCUCAGUGUGCGCUGGUACCAGGCGGGGGCGUACCAGCCCUUCUUCCGGGCCCACUCGCACAUCCACACCAAGCGGCGGGAGCCGUGGCACUUUGGGGAGGAGACGCUGGAGCACGUGCGGGACGCCCUGCGCCAGCGCUAUGCCCUGCUGCCCCUUUGGUACACCCUGUUCUGGGAGAACGAGAGGACCGGCCUGCCCCCCUUCCGCCCCCUCUGGUUCGACUUCCCCGGCGACAGGGACACCUUCCUCAUCGACAACCAGCACCUCAUAGGCGACAGGCUCCUGGUCCGUCCGGUGGUGGAGGCUGGGGCCAGCAAGGCGACAGUCUACUUCCCAGGCCAGAACCAGGUGUGGUACGACGUGGAGACUUGGGAGAAGCACGAGGGCCUCAGCACAGUGACUGUACCGGUCACGCUCAGGAAGAUACCUGUGUACCAGCGAGGAGGCACUGUGAUUCCAAAGAAGGAAAGGCUACGCAGGUGUUCGUCUCUAACCAAGGACGACCCGUACACGCUACAGAUUGCCCUCGACAAGGAGAGCAAGUCUGCCGAGGGCACGCUGUACGUGGACGAUGGCCUCAGCUUCCAGUACAAGAAGGGCGAUUUCCUCUACCUCAAGUAUCGCUUCGCAGACAACAAGCUCACGUCUAAGCUCUUGGAAGGACCAGGCAACUUCAAGACAAAGGCGUGGAUCGAGCGGGUAGUGAUCGUUGGAUACCCCUCAUCACCUUCUCAAGUCACCAUCACCUCUAGCAAAGGCACAGAAAGUCUGCAGUUUGUCUAUCAGGAGAACGAACACCUCCUAAGGAUCCGCAAGCCAGCCGUGAACGUGGCCGAGGAGUGGACCAUCAACAUUGUGCCGUGACAUUGAGGCCGACGAACCGCCGUCGUUCGGCCGGCCGAAACUGCGGGCUCCGGUCUUGUGAAACCCUUUGGUUUGUCUUUUUCGUUGCGACGUUCCUCGAGAAGUUUCCAGGUUUCUUUACAAACUCUUUUUCACGAAGGAACUCGGUACAUGUAAAUAAAUAGGGAGAAACAAAUUGUUUCUUUCACUUUUGCGGGUGAAUUCUUUUUUGGUAGGAAAGGCACGCAUUCUGUGUUUUUUUUGAGACAGAGUUGCGAAUGACAGCUAGGUGCGAAUGGAGCAUAGCUUUGCACGAGAGGCGUUUGUUUGUACGAAUCUGCACAGUCACCGAUUGCCCAAAAGCCAUUUGUCGGGUCUUUCUCUGUCCGGGCACAGGCUCGGUUCUUCGAAGCGUACUGAUUUCGGUACCAUCGCCUGGUGCUUGCCACCAUUUGGCUCUCUGCUGAAAGACUUUCAUGGGUUCAAUAAAUUGCCAAGUCAUUCUACUUACGAAA
This is a messenger RNA of Ixodes scapularis (black-legged tick), 3813 nucleotides long. It is a transcript of the gene GCS2alpha, whose product is annotated as neutral alpha-glucosidase AB. The coding region runs from base 542 to 3319 and encodes 925 amino acids. NCBI's taxonomy places the organism in Eukaryota, Metazoa, Arthropoda, Arachnida, Ixodida, Ixodidae. Gene Ontology annotation, biological process: carbohydrate metabolic process; N-glycan processing. Gene Ontology annotation, molecular function: carbohydrate binding; alpha-glucosidase activity. The record is from RefSeq and is a predicted model, not a curated record. The transcript is spliced from 22 exons.